CGCCAUGGCGGCGGUGCCCGGAGGACCCCGCUCCGAUCCUCCGGCGGGCGCCCGCUUCUUCUGCACGGCGGGCCGCGGCCUGGAGCCCUUCCUGACGCGGGAGGUGCGGGCGCGGCUGGCGGCCACGCAGGUUGAAUAUAUUUCAGGGAAAGUGUUUUUCACCACUUGUUCUGACUUAAAUAUGCUGAAAAAACUAAAAUCUGCAGAAAGAUUAUUUUUGCUGAUUAAAAAGCAGUUACCACUUAAUGUUUCUUCUGGAAGUAAAGGAAAAAUAUUUAAUGAAAUGCAAAGACUUAUAAAUGACGAUCCUGAAAGCUGGUUGAAAGCCAUUUCAAUUUGGAAAAAUCUUGAACUUGAUGCAAAAAAGGAAAAACUUUCUCAGAAAGAUGCUAACCCACUAAAAAGAAAAAUGGGAGAAAAUGAUGUCAUCGUUGCUAAAAAGUUGAAAACAGAACAAAUGCAAGAGAUACGUGAGAAUAAGGAAUGCCAACUGGAAAAACAAAUAGAAGAAGAAACACUGGAGCAAGGACAUCGCAUCACGAAGAGAGAAGAAUUUCUAGAAGAUCUUCAGAAUGAUGCAGUGGGCACUCGUACCCACAGCGACUUGACUUUCAGAGUCUCCUGUCGCUGCAGUGGCGCUAUCGCGAAGACCUUUACUGCACAGGAGGUAGGAAGAGUAUUUGGAAUUGCUCUUAUGAAACAGUUUGGAUGGAAAGCAGAUUUAAGGAAUCCCAAUUUAGAGGUCUUUAUACAUCUAAGUGACAUUUACUCUGUGGUGGGAAUUCCCAUGUUCAGGGUUCCUUUAGCCAGCAGAGCUUACAUCAAGACAGCAGGGCUGAGAUCUACCACAGCCUGGGCAAUGGCCUCUGUCGCGGAAAUUAAGGCUGGUGCAUUUGUUUUAGAUCCAAUGUGUGGACUUGGAACAAUACUUUUGGAAGCUGCUAAAGAAUGGCCAGAUGUGUAUUAUGUGGGUGCUGAUGUCAGUGACUCACAGCUACUAGGUGCGUGUGACAAUCUGAAAGCUGCAGGCCUUAAGGAUAAAAUUGAGUUGAUUAAAGCCUCUGUUAUAGAAUUGCCUUUGCCUUCAGAAAGUGUCGAUACUAUUAUUUCUGACAUUCCAUUUGGGAAAAAGUUUAAGUUAGGAGAAGACAUCAAAAGCAUUCUACAAGAAAUGGAAAGUGGCUGCCACAUAUAUUAUAUGUAUAUACCAUUAUGUAGCUGGUACUUAUGGAUGGACAUUUAGGUAAUGCCCACUUUUUCAUUUUAAUAAAGAACAAUGCUCUGAACAUCUUUGCACAGUUUUUCAAACUUACUCUAUGACCAAGUUACUUAAAACCACAGUGCCUCAGCUUCUUCAUCUGCAAAAUGGCUAUGCUGAGAAUAUACUUGAAUUCUGAAGAUUAAAUGAUAUAUAAUACAAAGCAUUUAAAACAGUGCUCCAUUCAACAUAGUCUUGGAAUUCCUAGCCACUGCAAUCAGGCAAGAAAAAGAAAUAAAAGGGAUCCACAUUGGAAGAGAAGAGGUAAAAUUGUCACUAUAUGUGGAAGACAUGAUACUAUGCAUAGAAAACCCUAAAAGCUCCACACAAAAACUACUACAGCUGAUAAAAGAAUUUGGCAAGGUAGCAGGAUACAUGAUUAACAUGCAGAAGUCAGUUGCAUUUCUUUACACUAACAAUGAAAUAGGAAAAGAAAGUAAAGAAACAAUCCCUUUUAUAAAAUCGCAUCCAAAACAAUAAAAUACUUAGGAAUAAAUCUGACCAAGGAGGUGAAAGAUUUAUACAUGGAGAAUUACAAAAUACUGAUUAAGGAAAUUAAAGAUGAUGUAAAGAAAUGGAGACAUAUCCCUUGCUGUUGGAUUGGAAGAAUCAAUACUGUUAAAAUGGUCAUGCUGCCCAAGGCAAUCUACAGAUUUAAUGCAAUCCCUAUCAAAUUACCCAUGACAUAUUUCAUAGAACUAGAACAAAUCAUAAUAAAAUUUAUAUGGAACCAUCAAAGACCUAGAAUUGCCAAAGCAUUACUGAAGAAAAAGAAAGAGGCGGAGGAAUAACUCUCCCAGACUUCAGACAAUACUACAGAGCUACAGUAAUCAAAACAGUGUGGUAUUGGCAGAAAAACAGACAUAUGGACCAAUGGAACAGAAUAGAGAGCCCAGAAAUAAACCCACAGACCUACAGUUAAUUAAUCUUCGACAAAGGAGGCAAGAAUAUACAAUGGAGAAAAGACAGUCUCUUCGGCAAGUGGUUUUGAGAAAACCGUACAGCAUCAAGCAAAUCAGUGAAGCUAGAACACUCCCUCACUCCAUACACAAAAAUAAACUCAAAGUGGCUUAAAAACUUAAAUAUGAGACAAGACACAAUAAAUCUCUUAGAAGAAAACAUAGGCAAACCAUUCUCUGACAUAAAUCUUAGCAAUGUUCUCUUAGGGCAGUCUACCCAGGCAAUAGAAAUAAAAGCAAAAAUUAACAAAUGGGAUCUAAUUAAACUUAUAAGCAUUUGCACAGCAAAGGAAACCAUAAGCAAAACAAAAAGACAGCUUACAGAAUGGGAGAAAAUAUUUGUAAAAGAUGAGACUGACAAGGGCUUAAUUUCCAGAAUAUAUAAACAGCUCAUACAACUUAAUAAGAAAAAAAACAGACAGCUCAACCCAAUCCAAAUAUGGGCAGAAGACCUAAACAAGCAAUUGUCCAGUAAAGACAUACAACUGGCCAACAGGCACAUGAAAAAUGUUCAAUAUCACUAAUUAUCAGAGAAACACAAAUCCAAACUAUAAUGAGGUAUCACCUCACACCAGUCAUAAUGGUCAUCAUUCAAAAGUCCACAAACGAUAAACACUGGAGAGGCUGUAGAGAAAAGGGAACCCUCCUACACUGCUGGUGGGAAUGCAGUUUGGUGCAGCCAUUAUGGAAAACUGUAUGGAGAUUCUCAAAAAACUAAACAUAGACUUACCAUAUGAUCCAGCAAUCCCACUCCUGGGCAUACAUCUGGAGGAAACUCUAUUCAAAAAGAUACACACCUCCCUUCAAUGUUCAUAGCAGCACUGUUUACAAUAGCCAAGACAUGGAAGCAACCUAAAUGUCCAUCAACAGAUAACUAGAUAAAGAAGCUGUAUUAUAUUUAUACGAUGGAAUACUACCCAGCCAUAAAAAUGAAUAAAAUAAUGCCAUUUGUAGCAACAUGGGUGGACCUAGAGAUUGUCAUUCUAAGUGAAGUAAGCCAGAAAGAAAGACAAAGACAAAUACCAUAUGAUACCACUGUUGUCCAGAUUUUCUCACAGGCUCUGUUUCAUGGGCUCUUCCUCCUCUGUCCUGCCUUGAAUGUUAAGUCUCUUCCUUGGCCCCUUGUCUCUUCUCUGUGCUGCCACCCCAGCGAUCUCAUCUACCAUUAUGGCUUUAUCUCCCAUUUACUGUUAGAAACUGGAAUCUCUGCCCUGAGCCCUGGCCUUUCUCAUCCCCUCCACGCUCAGCACAGUCCACCCAGAACUCCCCUCCUCUCCUCCCCCAACCCGUGACUCGCCCCCAGGCUGAACUGCAUGCCGUGCUCCUCCUCUUCACUUCUUCCUGCCUUUGCUGCUCUCUGCUUCCAGGACCCCCGUGCCCCCAUCCCCAGCGGUCCCUCCGCCCAGCCCCCUCCUGCUGGUCCUUGACACCCCGUGUAGGUAUCCCAUCCUCUGGGGAUUUCCCCAACUCCCGCCCAAACUGUUCCUGCAGACCCCACACGUGCCCGAUGGUGGCGUUUGCUGCGCUCUGUCACUCCUCACUUACUUGCCUCUCCCGCUGUUCAGUCAUCGCUUUAGCAACUCAGGGGAUUGUAUGUCAUUUGGCACCUUUUCCACAGAAGUGCCAUUCAGACUUCGGUCAAAGGAUUAAGAAAACGAAUUCUCCACCAGCUGACACUUGAAGGUCUUCCUUCUUCUUCUGAUCUCCCCUCUUGCCCUUUCUUUGUUCCUGUCCUCACUCCUGCCUGUGACUUUACUCUGCUAUCAGCCUACUGCCUUUGACACACGCUGAUUCCUUUGGAUUCUUUCACUUGCUUUUCCUUUGUACAAUCACUUAUUAGACUGUGACUACAAAUUACUUUGAGGCUUGCCUUUUAAAUAGAGUAAAAAUAGAUAAUUAAAGCAGAUCUGUACUAGUGAUUUCAUAAUUACUAUAAUGAAUAUGCAUUAUGGAAGAUACUACCUAAUUAUCAAAAUCCUCGUAUUUAAAUACAUAAAAUUAAAUUUCAAAUUAAAAACACCAAAUAUUUUAAACAAAGUGGGAUUGUUUGUUGUCUGCGAAGAAAGAAACACUCAUACCAAUUAUCAUUUUUUG
This is a messenger RNA of Camelus dromedarius (Arabian camel), 4311 nucleotides long. It is a transcript of the gene THUMPD2, whose product is annotated as THUMP domain containing 2. The transcript has 10 exons. Gene Ontology annotation, molecular function: RNA binding; tRNA (guanine) methyltransferase activity. Bases 5 to 1243 code for a protein of 412 amino acids. NCBI's taxonomy places the organism in Eukaryota, Metazoa, Chordata, Mammalia, Artiodactyla, Camelidae. The record is from RefSeq and is a predicted model, not a curated record. Gene Ontology annotation, biological process: tRNA methylation.